Propithecus coquereli (Coquerel's sifaka) is the source of this 1037-nucleotide messenger RNA. It is a transcript of the gene DDX4, whose product is annotated as DEAD (Asp-Glu-Ala-Asp) box polypeptide 4. NCBI's taxonomy places the organism in Eukaryota, Metazoa, Chordata, Mammalia, Primates, Indriidae. Gene Ontology annotation, molecular function: RNA binding; RNA helicase activity; ATP binding. The record is from RefSeq and is a predicted model, not a curated record. Gene Ontology annotation, biological process: gamete generation; cell differentiation. The transcript has 11 exons. Gene Ontology annotation, cellular component: nucleus; P granule. The coding region runs from base 9 to 1037 and encodes 342 amino acids.
AAGCCACCAUGGGAGAUGAAGAUUGGGAAGCAGAAAUCAUCAAACCUCAUAUGUCUUCCUAUGUUCCUGUAUUUGAGAAGGAUAGGUAUUCUUCUGGAACAAAUGGAGACACUUUUAACAGGACUCCCUCUUCAUCGUCAGAAAUGGAUGAUGGACCUUCGAGAAGAGAUCAUUUCAUGAGAAGUGGAUUUGCCUCUGGGAGGAGUUUGGGAAAUAGAGGUUUUUCAAAUAAGUUUGAAGAAGGUGAUAGCUCUGGUUUCUGGAGAGAGUCUAAUAAUGACCAUGAAGAUAAUCAAACAAGGAGCAGAGGGUUUUCCAAGAGAGGCGGCUAUCAAGCUGGAAAAGAUUCAGAAGCUUCAGGGCUAUCCAGAAGAGGUGGAAGAGGUAGUUUCCGAGGUUGCCGUGGAGGAUUUGGUCUAAGAAGUCCAAAUAAUGAAUUCGACCAAGAUGAGGGUAUGCAGCGCACUAGCGGCCUUUUCGGUUCUAGAAGACCAGCAUUCAGUGGCACAGGUAAUGGUGACACUUCUCAAAGGCGAAGUGGCAGUGGAAGUGGACGAGGUAAGGUGCAAGGACCAAAAGUCACCUACAUACCCCCUCCUCCACCUGAGGACGAGGACUCCAUCUUUGCACAUUAUCAGACAGGCAUAAACUUUGACAAAUAUGACACUAUUCUUGUAGAAGUGUCAGGACAUGAUGCACCACCAGCAAUUCUGACUUUUGAAGAAGCUAAUCUCUGUCAGACACUGAAUAACAAUAUUGCUAAAGCUGGUUAUACUAAGCUUACUCCUGUGCAAAAAUAUAGUAUUCCUAUUAUAUUAGCAGGACGAGAUUUGAUGGCUUGUGCUCAAACAGGGUCUGGGAAGACUAUUGGUCUGAGACAAAUCAAAUAUUUAGUUUUGGAUGAAGCUGAUCGCAUGUUGGAUAUGGGUUUUGGACCAGAAAUGAAGAAAUUAAUUUCUUGCCCAGGAAUGCCAUCAAAGGAAGAGCGUCAAACCCUUAUGUUCAGUGCAACUUUUCCAGAGGAAAUUCAAAGGUAA